Molecule: messenger RNA, 1323 nt
Organism: Molossus molossus (Pallas's mastiff bat)
Lineage: Eukaryota; Metazoa; Chordata; Mammalia; Chiroptera; Molossidae
Gene: DNASE1
Product: deoxyribonuclease 1
Exons: 11
Coding region: 243-1256 (337 amino acids)
Biological process (GO): DNA catabolic process
Cellular component (GO): nucleus
Molecular function (GO): DNA nuclease activity
Source: RefSeq, a predicted model, not a curated record
GCACUAUCCGUCUGAAACCAUCAUUGCCCAUUUGGCCAAGGGGGCAGAGUCCCAAAAAAGGAUGUAGCCCUGGUGCUGGCAGUCCACAGGGCUCACAUCUUCUCCAGGAGUGAGGUAAUGAAAACAAACUGCUUCUGACCAUGGAGUAGCUUGCAGUAGACCACUGCCUGCUGAAGACUCAAAGAACUGGCCAUAAUUCAGAAGGCAUUAGCUUGAAGGUCUGAAGAGUCACUCCAGCAGCCAUGAUUCAGAGGGGAGCUCAAGGAGCAACAAAAGAACAUUGGUAUCAGAGAAUAGCAAUUCCUGGUUCUUGGCAGAAUUCCCAUCAUCUUUGGAGAAAGUCGCGUUUCAGAAUGAAGGGUGCCAGGCUGAUGGGGGUGUUGCUCACCCUGGCUGGUGUGCUACACAUGGCCCUGCCCCUGAGAAUAGCAGCCUUCAACAUCCGGACCUUCGGGGAAACCAAGAUGUCCAAUGCCACCCUCGCCAACUACAUUGUGCAGAUCCUGAGUCGCUAUGACAUUGCCCUGGUCCAGGAGGUCAGAGACAGCCAGUUGACGGCGGUGGGGAAGCUGCUGGACAGACUCAAUCAGGAUGACCCCAACACCUAUCACUACGUAGUCAGUGAGCCACUGGGGCGCAGCAGCUAUAAGGAGCGCUACCUCUUCGUGUUCAGACCUGACCAGGUGUCAGUGCUGGACAGCUACCAGUAUGACGAUGGCUGCGAGCCCUGUGGGAACGAUACCUUCAGCCGAGAGCCAGCUGUUGUCAAGUUCUCCUCCCCAUUCACCCAGGUCAAGGAGUUUGCCAUCAUCCCCCUGCAUGCAGCCCCUUUGGAUGCAGUAUCUGAGAUCGACUCUCUCUACGAUGUCUACCUGGAUGUCCGGCAGAAGUGGGACAUGGAGGACAUCAUGUUGAUGGGUGAUUUCAACGCUGGCUGCAGCUACGUAACCCCUUCACAUUGGUCAUCCAUCCGCCUGCGCACAACCCCAGGCUUCCAGUGGCUGAUUCCUGACACCGCCGACACUACUGUUACGUCCACGCACUGCGCCUAUGACAGGAUUGUGGUUGCCGGAACUCUGCUCCAACAUGCCAUUGUUCCUGACUCAGCUGGUCCCUUUGACUUCCAAGCUGCGUAUGGACUGGACAACCACACUGCCCAAGCCAUCAGUGACCAUUACCCGGUGGAGGUGACACUGAAGACGACGGCUGAUCCUGUUCUGGGGGUGGAGUUUAGGAAACCAGUGCAAGUUCCCUGAGCACAGGAUCAGUGCCCCACUCUCCCCCUGUACAGCUUGAGGAAGGGGAUGGAAAGUUGGCCUUUUC